AUGGCGGCGACGGCGAGCCGCACGGCGGGGGAGUUUCUGUGUCAGUGUGAGUGCCGGCUGGCGUUUACGUUUCUGCACUUUGCAAAGAAAGCUGCAGAUCUCGAGCUCAGCGGCUUCAACUCCCAAGACGGAGUCUUCAUGGUUUGCAAAGAACUGCUGGAUAAUGCAGUUGAUGCUUGCAGAAAAAGAAUUAAGUGCCGCUUUCCACUUCUCGCUGGCGGCGAAGUUGAACUGGCGGUUUCGCUGGGCGAGUCCGCAGUGGCUGUGGCGUGUCGCGACACCGGAGCUGGAAUCGACUGCGGCUCCGUCUCCGCCCUCGGCGACGUCUUCGCCUCUUCGAAGGCAAACGACGCAAAGGCGGGCGGCGAGUUUGGGAUUGGUUUGAAGGCCAUUAUGCUGCACUCCCAAAGAGACUUGAAAGAGCCCCUCAAAGUCCGGAUCAGAAUGAACGAAAACGAAGUCUGGAGCUUCGGCCUCUCUCUUUCCGAAGCAGCAGCAGCUCCUUCCGUCCAAAACUUCACAGUGGAGAAGGCCUCGCUGUCUGAGUGGGCGUGGGUGACGGAGUUUUCUAUUUCGCUUUCCCCCAUUUGGGAUGCAAAGAAAGAAAUGAUGCUGGAAGACUACUGCGCGGUGUACACGCAGUGGUGCCAGCAGCUCAAAAUAAACACCAAUUUGGUCUUUAAGGGGCAGCGGCGCUUCGAGGCUUUCACCCAUAGCCCCCCAGAAAGCCUUGCUGCUGCUGCUGCUGCUUCUGCUGCUGAUGCACCAGAAGCACCAGCAGCAGCAGCAGCAGCAGCAGCAGUUGAGGUCAAAGCCCAAGUCUUGUCUUUAGAUGCUGAAGAUGACCAGAAAGAAAUAUAUUUAAUUCGAAGCUUCAACGGCAUGCCGCUGCUGCCAGCAGCAGCAGCAGCUUGCCUGGUCACCAGCUGCCUCAGUUCUUUUUUAAUUAAAUUUGGACCUCUUUUUGGAAUUGAAGAGUUUUCUGCAAAGGCAGCAGCCGAAGAAGUUUGCUGCGGAGUCUGCGGCGGGCAGAUCGCCUUCUGCUUCCGUGUACAUACACCUGAAGAAACGGAGUGGAACCGAAUUGUCUUGGUGGGGAAUUGA
Molecule: messenger RNA, 1104 nt
Organism: Eimeria tenella
Lineage: Eukaryota; Apicomplexa; Conoidasida; Eucoccidiorida; Eimeriidae
Exons: 9
Coding region: 1-1104 (367 amino acids)
Source: RefSeq, a predicted model, not a curated record